Labeo rohita (rohu) is the source of this 4194-nucleotide messenger RNA. RefSeq names its product NACHT, LRR and PYD domains-containing protein 3-like. The record is from RefSeq and is a predicted model, not a curated record. Gene Ontology annotation, molecular function: protein binding. Lineage: Eukaryota; Metazoa; Chordata; Actinopteri; Cypriniformes; Cyprinidae.
AGCAGCAUCUCCAGAGCCCAUAUAUCAGCCUCCUGAUCUUAGUUAUAGAUCAAUGGCCUUUAAACACAGUAACACUAGAAAAAGGAGAAAAAGAGCAGCAUCUCCAGUGCCUAGCUGUGUGUCUUUGGUGAGUGACAGAUCCAUAAAUCAGCCUCCAAAUCUAAUGGAAGCAUCAGUGAUCUUUAAACCCAGAAAUGAUAAGUCUGGAGACCUGCAGAAGAAAUCUCGCCAGUCAGUAGAUGAAGAACUACAGAGAGUCAAAGACCAACACAAAACUAACAUGAAGAAUAAAUAUGAGAGAUUAUGUGAGGGAGUCAACCUACAAGAGAAUCAAACCUUCCUAAACAGGAUCUACACACAGCUCUAUAUCAUAGAGGGAGAGAGUGAAGGGGUGAAUGAAGAACAUGAGGUUUUACAGUUGGAGAAAACAGCCAGGACACAUUACUCACAAGACACUCCAAUCUACUGCAAUGACAUCUUUAAACCCUCACCUGAACCAGGAUGCAAGGAUAAAAAACAAAUCAAGACUGUUCUUACUAAAGGCAUUGCUGGAAUUGGAAAAACCGUCUCUGUGCAGAAGUUCAUUCUGGACUGGGCAGAGGGAAAAGCCAAUCAGGAUGUCGAUUUUAUGUUUGUGCUUCCAUUUCGAGAGCUGAACUUGAUUAAAGAUCAUCAGUAUAGUCUUCACAGACUUCUGCUGGACUUUCAUCCUGAACUCCAAGAUCUGAGCUCAAAGAUUUAUGAGCAGUGUAAAGUUGUGUUCAUCUUUGAUGGUCUGGAUGAAAGCAGAAUCACACUGUUGUUUUCAGAUCUUCAGAAAGUUUCUGAUGUUACUAAGAUUUCAUCAGUAAGUGUUUUAAUGUCAAAUCUGAUGAAAGGAAAGCUCCUUCCUUCUGCUCUCAUCUGGAUCACUUCCAGACCGGCAGCAGCCAAUCAAAUCCCCUCCACAUACAUCAACCGUCUGACAGAAAUUCAGGGAUUCAAUGAGCCUCAGAAAGAGGAAUAUUUCAGAAAGAGAAUCAGUGACGAGCAUCAAGCUAGCAAAAUCAUCUUGCAUAUUAGAAGAGCAAGAAGCCUCCAUAUCAUGUGCCACAUACCUGUCUUCUGCUGGAUCUCAUCCACUGUGCUUCAAAAGCUCCUGAAAGAAGGUCUGAGGGCAGAAAUACCGCAAACUCUGACUGAAAUGUACAUCCACUUUCUGCUCACUCAGAUAACCAUGAGGAAUCAGAAAUAUGAGAAGAGACAUUCAGAAAAGCUCCUUAAGUUCAACAGAAAAGUGACUGUGAAACUUGCUAAACUGGCUUUCAAUCAGCUGAUGAAGGGCCAUGUAAUGUUCUAUGAGGAGGACCUGAGAGAGAGCGGCCUAGAUGUCACUGAUGCCUCAGUGUAUUCUGGGAUUUGCACUGAGAUUUUCAAGGAGGAAUCUGUGAUUCAUCAAAGAAAAGUCUACUGUUUCAUACAUCUGAGCUUUCAGGAGUUUCUGGCUGCUUUCUAUGUGUUUUACUCACAUCUGUUAAAGAAAAUGGAACCCUUGAAGUUGUUUCUGAAUGAUGAACAUGAGAGAUACAGAUCUGAAAAAAGUCCUUUGUGUGUGCUGCUAAUAUCAGCAGUUAAAAAAACUCUUCAGAGUAAAAAUGGACACCUAGAUCUUUUUCUUCGGUUUCUGCUGGGGAUCUCACUGGAGUCCAAUCAGAGAGUCUUACAGGCCCUUUUGCCAUGCACAGAGAAUAGCUCAGGCACCAUCAGAAAAAUAAAUAAACACAUUAAAAACAUAAUCAAAGGAAAUAAUCGUCUGUCAACUGAACAAUCUAUCAAUAUGUUCCUCUGUCUGCUAGAAGUUAAAGAUCAGACUCUUUACAGAGAGAUUCAGAAUUUUGUGAAAUCAGACAAAAACUCUGUGAAGAAACUCACUCUUAGUCACUGUUCAGCAAUCACCUACAUGUUUCAGAUGUCAGAGGAGGUGCUGGAUGAGUUUGAUCUCAUGAAAUAUAAUACAUCAUCUGAGGGAAGACGGAGACUGUUACCAGCUGUGAUAAAAUGCAGAAAAGCUCUACUUGCUGGUUGUGGUCUCUCUGAUUGGCACUGUGAAAGUUUGUCUUCAGCUCUACAAUCAUCAGACCCCCACCUGAGAGAGCUGGAUUUGAGUAACAAUGACAUACAAGAUUCAGGAGUGAAGCUGCUAUCUGCUGCACUAAAGAGUUCACACUGUCAAGUGAACAUAUUGAGGUUGGUCAACUGUAAUCUCACUGGUCAGUGCUGUGAAAGCUUGUCUUCAGCUCUACAAUCAUCAAAAGCCCAUCUGAGAGAGCUGGAUCUGAGUAACAAUGACUUGCGAGAUUCAGGAUUGAAGCUGCUCUUGGUUGGACUGACAAGUUCAUACUAUCAACUGAACAUACUGAGAUUGUCCGGCUGUAUGGUGACAGAGAAAGGCUGUCGUUAUGUGGCUUCAGCUCUGAGUUCAAACUCCUUACACCUGAGAGAGCUGGAUCUGAGCUAUAAUCACCCAGGAGAUUCCGGAGUCAAGCUGCUCUUCGAAAAACUAGAGGAUCCAAACUGCACACUUGACAAACUCAAUGUGGAUCAUGGAGGAGAGUUCAGGAUUACAGCAGGACUACACAAAUAUGCCUGUUUUCUCACCCUGGAUCCAAACACAGCAGACACUCAGCUCGUUCUGUGUGAGGGGAACAGAAAGGUGAUGCGUGUGAAUGAGGAACAGUCAUAUCCUGAUCAUCCAGAAAGAUUUGAUGUAUGUCGCCAGGUUUUAUGUAGAGAGAGUCUGUCUGGACGCUGUUACUGGGAGGCUGAAUUGAGGGGACAUUCUGUUAUAUCAGUAACAUAUAAAGGAAUCAGCAGGAAAGGACGGAGUCAUAACUGUUGGUUUGGACGAAAUAAAAAUUCCUGGAGUCUGACCUGGAGCUCUGAUAAUGGAUUAUCUGCCAGUCACAAUAAUAAGAAAACUGAAAUACAUGUCCCCUUACAUUCCUCUAAGAAAGUAGGUGUGUAUUUGGACUGGUUGGCUGGCAGUUUGUCCUUCUACAGUGUCUCUGACACACACACUCUCACACACUUACACACAUUCACCUCCACAUUCACUGAAUCACUGUAUGCUGGAUUUGGGGUUUAUGGUAUCUCAGUGUGUUUGCGUAACCACGAGCAACGACCGAUGCAUCACAUGCAUAUCUGACUGAAAGAAAGAGUCUUGUGCUUGUGUGUUGUGCUAGGACAAACCUGAUUGGUUCUUGUGUGCCAAACAGACACAAACACUUCCAUGUUUACCAUAUACAAUGCGCUGUAUAUGUGUGUUAAAGGAUAAGUCCACUUCCAGAACAAUUCACAAAUAAUUUAGGAAACCAUUUCAGGAUUUUUCCCAAUAUAAUGUACUUCAUUGGUGCCCCGAUUUUGAACUUCCAAAAUGUAGCUUAAAUGCAGCUUCAAAGGACUCUAAACGAUCUCAGUCUUACCUAGCGAAGCGAUCAGCCAUUUUUUUUGGAAAAUAAAAAUUUGUAUGCUUUUUAAGUGCAAAAGCUCGUGUAGCACAGGCUCUGGGAUGCACAUUUACGACGCUAUGUACUAUUGUAUCACGUUGAAAGGUCAUGCGGAACAUUGGUGGAACUACAGACCCAGUGUUUACAGUUUGAAGUUGUAAGCCUCAGGCUGGACAUCUGUACAGUAGAACGCAGAAGAAGAAAUUUCAAUGUUCUUCAGUACUAAAAAAGAAAAAAAAUUAGUUUAUCCUGAGUAAUUUUUGCUUAUUAGUAUGGUUGAAUUGGAUCAUCAAAGGUCAGCAGCAAAGACACAGGUUAAUAAAAUGAUUAAAUACAUAAACUAUAUAUGUAUGAUUUAACAUAUUUAAUUAUUGCAGGUUUUGCAUCAUAUUCUAAACUGCAUUUUAAUGUUUUAAUUCAUUUUGAGGAAUACUGAACGUGUUUUUUUUUUUUUUGUAGGAUGAAUUAAUGUAUGUUUAUUCUAGAACGUAACACCUUACUCCUGAUUUCUCUCAAAAUGGGGACAGGAGAGUUUUCAAUCAAUAAAUGGUAAAAAGUAACUAAAUUAAGAAAGUAAUGUGUUACUUUACUAGUUACCAACACCAUACCGACAUACUAUGUUACUAUGUUGCUUUUAUACUUGUUUAUAUAUAUAUAUUUUGUCUUCAUGAAUAAGAGAUAAGAGACACUGUUUAUGGAAAUUCAAGGU